UCCCUUCCCCUUCGUAACUUACGUCGACGACUGAUGUGCAUUUCCCAUCCGCCUAGACGCACGAGAGUAGUGUCACUGGGUAGGCGUUUUCUAGCCUGGAAAGUGUUGUUUUGUUUGCUCGCCGCGCACCCAGUGCACUCUAACUCCGAGAACCGGAGCCGAAAAUGUCCUUUCACUCGGUUUUGGAAGGAACAAACUCUUUAACGAUGAAUGAAGGGGAUCGGUUGGAUACCACCAUCUAUGCGUGUCCGGCUUAUGAGCUCAGUAAAGCGGUGUCGGUGUCUUUGGGUUUGGAUUCGGUGUCUUCUCCGCCCAAUAAUAUGAACCAGAGCUCCAGCAGCGCCUUCGCAGCAGAAUGCGACUCCACUGUGGGGGAUACUUCUCGGGGAGUGCCAGAGUUGAGAAGGACUGGAAAUAUGAACUCCGACAGCAGCGUGCUUGUCCUGGGUGACAGCAGCCUUAGAGAGGACGACUUUGGAGAAGUGUGCCAGGGCAUACAGCAGGUGAGCUGUAUGGAUCUGUUCGGAUCGGGCGAAAUGGACGGUGCGCAAACUGUGACGCGUGGCUCGGUGAUAUCCAGAUACGUCUGCAGGGAGUCAAAUGUGUUUAUGAACCCCACGCUGGAGCUGCCCGCGACCCCUCAGGUGGCCGAGGUCGUACCCUUAAAACCACCUUCGUCUUACUAUGCCAGUUCAGACCUAUAUAGGGAUUUCCCACCGCAAAUGUGGUGCGCAAAUGAGCGCGCAUACAUCGAGCGAUCCCAGCCUCAGCCACAGCAACAGCCACAGAGGGGAGAAUCAGGGGAACAUAAUUAUUUGUGCAAAUACUGUAAUUGUGGGCAAGCUCCUCGCGGAAACAGGCAGGAAUGCCGCUGUAUCUGGUACGGUAGAGGUGAGAAGGGUGGCAAAGGUGGCAUGCGAGCGACGGCACAAGGAUAUGGCCAAAUGGAAAGUUACCCAAGUGCGAUUCCUCAGGGGCAAAGCACUUUCUCCACUAUCAAGAGCGAGCCUUCGGUGUGGAUGAAUUGCACAGAUCGCAGUUUAAGGUAAAGAUCAGAUUCGAAUGAUUUGUUUUGUGAGUGCUGUAAUGAUGGAAGCCUAGGCAUUGUUGAACUCGCACUCCUCAUCCCCCAGCACUCUUGUGUGCCUCCAGGUAAGCAGAACCACUUGUGUGCCAGCCGAAACGACUGCACCAUCGACAAACUGAGGCGGAAGAACUGCGCGUCGUGUCGCUUAAAGAGAUGCUUCAUGUCGGGAAUGAGCCUUAAAGGUCGCAGGCUGAAGGGAACCGGGCAGGCGAGUAAUGGAGAAGAGGAGCAACAGCCAGCUAGCUGGGGACACGGAGAAAAAGAAGAGAGGGCAGCGAAGAAAGAUGCAGUCUUGGAGUCCAGAAAUGCAGCUGUCAGGGCUCAAGGUGCUUCCCAGGCCCUGGUUGCGGCCAUCCCCCCACCCCUGCACUCCUGCCUGUCGCUGCUCAGCAUCCUACAGGCUAUUGAGCCAGCACUGGUCAAUGCCGGGCAUGAUCCUGCCCAGCCAGACAGCCCCGUGUCCUUGCUCACCAGCCUGAACGAGCUGGGAGAACGGCAGCUGGUAACCGUGGUCCACUGGGCCAAGGCAAUACCAGGGUUUCGGGACCUGUAUGUGGAUGACCAGAUGUCACUGAUUCAGCUGUCAUGGAUGGGGGUGAUGGUGUUUGCCUUAGGCUGGAGAUCCUACACGCUGACUAACAGCUCUAUGCUGUACUUUGCUCCAGACCUGGUUUUCAAUGACCAGCGGAUGCAAGUGUCCAGCAUGUAUGAACACUGUGUGAGGAUGAAGCUACUAUCCCAAAGGCUGUGCAUGCUCAAGGUUACCCAGGAGGAGUUCCUCUGCAUGAAGGCCCUGGUCCUCCUCAGCAUCAUGCCAGUGCAGGGCCUGAAAAGCCAGAGUUGUUUUGACAAACUGCGGACCUCCUACAUCAAGGAGCUAGACCGUUUGGCCAGCCACCACGGAGAGACCACCCGCACGCAGAGACUGUUUCAGCUCACGCAGCUGCUGGACUACCUCCAGUCGGUUGUGAGGAAAUUACACCAGUUCACCUACGAUCUGUUCAUCCAAGCUCAGUCCAUGCAAAUGCACGUCAGCUUCCCAGAGAUGAUCUCGGAGAUUGUGAGCGUCCACGUGCCCAAAAUCCUCUCUGGGAUGGUCAAGCCCAUCCUUUUCCACAACGCGGCCUAGUGAGUGAGAGUCUCCAAGACUGUCUUUUCAUCAGCCACACCGACCGGAAAGAGUUCUCAAUGAUUUUUACACUUCUGUCCUGAGAGUAGGGUGCAGUCAAGGUGUAGGCAGAUGUUAACAGAAGGGCAGACAGCACAUUCUUCCAGUCUAAUGUAGUUUGAUUUCAUCUUCUCACUUCUUCUUCUUAUUGCCUGUUUGAAUGUAUCCCGCACAUACACAAAUGCUUUUCGGGGGCUGAUUAAAAUACUUGCAUGCAUUUCUGUCCACAUACUAAUGGUGAACCUCAUGGCAUGUGAACUUCUUCGGCUCUUCAUGUGGAUAAUCACAAACUCUUCUGGGGCGUGCGGUGCAGGGGGCCAAGUUUGAAGGCAGCACAUCCCGGUAGCUUGUCUGUGUGCAUUAGCAUGACAUUUUGAACUAGCUAUUUUUCACAAUGAAUGUUACUGUGUGCACCUGAGAUGAAAAAAGGAAAAAAAUUAAUAAAUCAGUGACUGACAGUUAAUAAGCGGUUGUGACGUUCAUGCUUGGAAGCAAAGCUAUCUGGCCCGGAGGCAUAUAAAAACAUUUUUUGACAGCUGUCAUCAUCUAUUAAAAAAAUAUCGGACUAUUACUAGAUUUCUGUUUUGUCAAAAUGAAAGCACUUUCAAGGUGCGACUGGAGCGUCACCAAUUUCAAAUGUAUAUUUAUCCAUUUUUGAUGCCAAAAAGGUCACAGCAGUCACAGUGAAGGACGUAAUUGGACAAAAUGACUCCAUUAGUCGAGAAACACCACGGGUGACUUUUUUUUUUUUUUUUUAUCAGGAAAAAAAAAAGGUUUUUCAGUGCCAAAUAUUAUUAAAGUAAAGUUUUUCCACAGUGGACGUUUCAUACUGUUGUAACUUUUCUACAGUUUCCUAAAGUGUUCUUUGCAAAUGUUUUGUUGUGUAUUACCAUGUAAUCCUCGUAGCUUAUGACAGUUUUUGCUAAAGGUCCAGCCAAGAACCCGCUCUAUUGUUGCAACAUUUACAGCUUGACAUGUAAUAAAACAAAAUAAAGCCAAAGUCUG
Messenger RNA from Pundamilia nyererei, 3260 nucleotides. Its product is annotated as glucocorticoid receptor-like. NCBI's taxonomy places the organism in Eukaryota, Metazoa, Chordata, Actinopteri, Cichliformes, Cichlidae. The transcript is spliced from 9 exons. The record is from RefSeq and is a predicted model, not a curated record. Gene Ontology annotation, biological process: regulation of DNA-templated transcription. Gene Ontology annotation, molecular function: zinc ion binding; sequence-specific DNA binding; DNA-binding transcription factor activity.